AUGGGGCUUUUUUACUGCAAUAAGGGUAGCGGCGGUCCAAAUAAUGUCUGGAACGGCAUUAAAAGCCAAAUUCAGAGCCAUGCGCCGGAUUGCCUGGAACUGGAUGAAAUCCACAUGCUGCAGCAGAAGAGAAUUGAUGACUCUCCCCUACUUCUCGCUGCCAAAGAGAACGACGUUGGCGCGAUCAGGAAACUGUUGGAUUGUCCAUCUACUGACCUACACAUGCGAGGUGCGGUGGGAGAGACCGCCCUACACGUGGCCGCGUUGUAUGAUAAUUUGGAGGUAGCGCAGAUCUUGAUCGAAGAAGCCCCUGAUCUCAUCAAUCAGCCGAUCACCUCUGAUCUUUAUGAAGGGCAGACAGCGCUUCACAUCGCAGCCGUCAAUCAGAACAUGAAUCUGGUGAAGCUGCUGAUCGAAGAAGGCGCCGACGUCUGCUCUCCUCGGGCCACCGGAAGCUUCUUUGCCUACAGUGAAGACAAUCUCUUUUACUUCGGUGAACACGUCCUGACCUUUGCUGCGUGUGUAGGGAACGAGGGGAUCGUUCGGCUUCUCAUAGCAAGCGGUGCCGAUAUUCGAGCCCAGGACUCCUACGGCAACACAGUACUCCAUAUUCUUGCCCUCCAGCCUAACCAGACCUACUCCUGCCAGAUGUUUGACCUCAUCGUGUCCUACGACCAAGGAGAAGGCGAGGAAAGUCUUGAGAUGGUCCCGAAUCACGUGGGGCUCACCGCCUUCAAACUGGCCGCUGCCCAAGGGAACGCCGUGAUGUUCCAGCAUCUGAUACAGAAGCGCAAAAGGAUCCAAUGGACGUUUGGUCCCAUUUGCUCGACUUUGUACGACCUGUCGGGAAUUGACUCGUGGGGCGAGGAGCAAUCUAUACUGGAGCUUGUGGUGUCUUCCAAAAAAAGAGCGGCUCGGCAAAUCCUUGACCUGACCCCCGUGAAGGAGCUCGUCAGUCUGAAGUGGCGAAGCUGCGGCCGCCCGUACUUCUGGUUCCUGGCGGCCUUGUACGUGAUGUACAUGAUCUGCGUGACCAUGUGCUGUAUCUACAGACCCCUCAAGCCGGUCUCUGACAAGUCAAACAACUCGCGUCACAUCACCAUCCUCAUGCAGAGGCCUCUAAAUGAGGCGUAUACGGAGUACGAAGACGAACUGCGGCUGGUUGGAGAGCUAAUCAGCGUCAUUGGAGCCAUCGUUAUCUUGCUUCUCCUUAUCCCAGACCUCCUUCGUGUUGGCGCCACUAGAUAUUUUGGGCAGACUGUUCUUGGAGGACCUUUUCAUAUAAUCAUAAUUGUUUUUGCCUGCAUGGUGAUGGCUGCGUUGGUGAUGAGGGUAACAAACAGCGAUGGAGAAGUUGCCCCCAUGUCUAUUGCCCUCGUGCUUGGCUGGUGCUAUGUCAUGUAUUUCACAAGAGGCUUCCAGAUGCUCGGGCCUUUUACCAUCAUGAUUCAGAAGAUGAUUUUUGGGGAUCUCAUGCGGUUUUGUUGGCUCAUGGCUGUUGUCAUUCUUGGUUUUGGAGCGGCAUUCUAUGUGAUCUUCCAGAUGGAGGAUCCCGAUCAGCUGGGCCAUUUCAUGACUUACCCCAUGUCCCUGUUCAGCACUUUCGAGCUCUUCCUUACAAUCAUCGAUGGACCCGCGAAUUACGACGUGGACCUGCCGUUCAUGUACAGUUUUAUGUACUCUGCGUUUGCUAUAAUAGCAGCUUUGUUGAUGCUGAACCUGCUGAUCGCCAUGAUGGGAGACACUCACUGGCGGGUGGCGCAUGAGCGAGACGAGCUGUGGCGGGCACAGGUGGUAGCAACUACUAUAAUGCUCGAGAGGAAGAUGCCAAAAGCCCUGUGGCCACGUUUGGGGAUUUGUGGGAAGAAUUAUGGACUUGGAGACUGCUGGUUCCUCCGAGUUGAAGAACGCAGGGACUUGGACAAGAGAAAGAUCAAAAGCUACGUUGAUGCUUUCCAGGCCACCGACGAAGAUGAAGGCGGAGACCGGAAAUCUCUAAAGCCAGAUGCCACAGAAGACAAAGAAGAAUCCUAUCACCCGCGUGGCGCGAAUCCACAGUCAUCGAUGACCCCUCCUCUAGACCGCAAAGUAUCCAGCAGGAGAUCAAGUAAAGGAUGGAGCCUUCUCCGAAAGGCCUCUGUUGACCAACUACAAGGCAAAAUUAAUUACGCCCUAGACAUCGAUGAGGACGUGCAUGAUGUGUGA
Messenger RNA from Spea bombifrons (plains spadefoot toad), 2205 nucleotides. Its product is annotated as transient receptor potential cation channel subfamily V member 6-like. The record is from RefSeq and is a predicted model, not a curated record. Gene Ontology annotation, cellular component: membrane. NCBI's taxonomy places the organism in Eukaryota, Metazoa, Chordata, Amphibia, Anura, Pelobatidae. Gene Ontology annotation, biological process: calcium ion import across plasma membrane. Bases 1 to 2205 code for a protein of 734 amino acids. The transcript has 15 exons. Gene Ontology annotation, molecular function: calcium channel activity; protein binding.